AUGACGUCACGACAAAGGUAUCCGACCCGCAAAAGUUUUCAACAUAAUACCUCUACGAAUAAGCACGGGAGGAGAUAUAUCAUAUAUCAUAUAUAUAUAUAUAUAUAUAUAUAUGUAUAUAUGCCUGGGAAUAAGCGUCAAUCUUCACGCUCCUUUGUAGUACUUGUACGCGCCUCGCUGAGUAUAGAACGUGCGCGGGUUGUGCCCUCAAGAACUACCACUGGCGCUGGUGCACUUGUACGUUGGCCCAGUUGUGGCACCAUUCACUUGCACCCAGUGGUUUUCUUUAGUGUUUUUCUUUAUUGUUUUUCAAUGACGAAUCUAGUUCCUAAAGCACAUCCCUUCCCCUUUCUUUUUGCAAGUGGUCUCCUUUAUCCCCAGCAGCGUCUGAUUUUUAUGGUGUAUAUACCCGCUGUUAGUAUCCUGGGCAUUUGGUGUUCUCAGCCUCUUGCCGCUUUUGCCUGUAUCCCGUAA
Molecule: messenger RNA, 474 nt
Organism: Trypanosoma brucei brucei TREU927
Lineage: Eukaryota; Euglenozoa; Kinetoplastea; Trypanosomatida; Trypanosomatidae
Exons: 1
Coding region: 1-474 (157 amino acids)
Source: RefSeq, a predicted model, not a curated record